CUUGGCAAUUUUUCUGCGGCUUCUUCCUCCUCGCGCGGGCGUCUACUCCCCCCACCCCCCAACCGCCGAUUCGAAGCGUGCGACCGGAGAGGAGCGGCGCUUUGCGAGAGGAAGAAGAGAGAGGUAAGAUGGCCCGUACCAAGCAGACUGCUCGUAAAUCCACAGGAGGAAAGGCACCCAGGAAGCAGCUUGCCACCAAGGCUGCACGUAAGUCUGCUCCCACCACUGGAGGAGUUAAGAAGCCCCACCGUUACCGCCCUGGAACUGUUGCCCUCCGUGAAAUUCGCAAGUACCAGAAGAGCACUGAGCUUUUGAUCAGGAAGCUGCCCUUCCAGAGGCUUGUUAGGGAAAUCGCCCAGGACUUCAAGACUGAUCUGCGUUUCCAGAGCCAUGCAGUCCUUGCCCUCCAGGAAGCUGCGGAGGCAUACCUUGUUGGUCUCUUCGAGGACACCAACCUGUGCGCCAUUCACGCCAAGCGCGUGACCAUCAUGCCAAAGGACAUUCAGCUGGCCAGGAGGAUUCGCGGUGAGAGGGCUUAAAUUCCCCUCGACGAUUCCUUUGACAAACGAAGCAUGUGUUCUAGUGUUAGUAGUCGUUUAAUCUUUUGCUUAUAAAGGACAUUCCGAGUAGGGUGUGUUUUGUGGAACAUAAGUUUCUCUCUCUUGUGCACUAUAUGAUGGUGCUGUAAUCUCUUAUUGAUGGAUAAAUACUUGAUUAUCGUCCGUGUGUCCCGUAUUGUGCUAGCCUCUGAUUCGUGUGCGUCACUCCAGGCUAGCAAUGCUGCCUCUUUGGCCCUGUGCAUGGCUAGAUACUGCUACAUUGUAAUUUUCAUCUGUCUUUAAUCUGUUAAUGUGAUGUGUGUCAUCGUUCGUGUAUUUUUUAAA
Oryza brachyantha (malo sina) is the source of this 884-nucleotide messenger RNA. RefSeq names its product histone H3.3. The record is from RefSeq and is a predicted model, not a curated record. Gene Ontology annotation, molecular function: structural constituent of chromatin; DNA binding; protein heterodimerization activity. NCBI's taxonomy places the organism in Eukaryota, Viridiplantae, Streptophyta, Magnoliopsida, Poales, Poaceae. Gene Ontology annotation, cellular component: nucleosome. The transcript is spliced from 5 exons. The coding region runs from base 129 to 539 and encodes 136 amino acids.